Messenger RNA from Thyridium curvatum, 1779 nucleotides. RefSeq lists its product as uncharacterized. The record is from RefSeq and is a predicted model, not a curated record. Gene Ontology annotation, cellular component: SAGA complex. Bases 1 to 1779 code for a protein of 592 amino acids. The transcript has a single exon. Lineage: Eukaryota; Fungi; Ascomycota; Sordariomycetes; Thyridiales; Thyridiaceae.
AUGGCUGACAAGGCGACCGACAAGCAAUUGAAGCAUCUUAAGAGCGACUUCGGCUCCUACUGGCACAAAGUUGGGUCACGACGCACCGAUUCGAGGGACUCGGUCUCUAGCAGCGACAGAAGUGCCGACGUCACCCCAGCGCCCGGCGCGUCCUCUCCGCCCCGGGGCAGGUCCGCUUCCUCUGGACAUAAGCAUAGCCGUAGCCACGGCGGCAGCCAGAGCCAACAGGCCCGGAACCAACACUCGCAGCACCGGCGCAAUAACAGCAGCACCGACAAGACACGCGCCACAACGCGUGGCAACGACAGUCCCGGCCCCUCGCCCAUCCGAUCUUCAGUAACGAGCAACCCCCGCCGGCAAAAGGGCGCAGCAGAGCCGUCUCCGACCCUCUACGAACCAGAACCGGAAGCAGCCCCUGCAGCUGCUUCUGCACCCACCUCGGCUCCAGCCUCGGCUUCGGUGACGCCAGCACAGCCUCCGGCCGAGGAAGAAUCCGCAGCGGACGAGGACCAGGCACUUGGCGGACCUCCAUUAGACACCGAAGAAGCGUCCGAGGACAACGACGACGACGACGACGACGACGACGACGACGACAUCCCACCACAGUUGCCAUCUACUGGGAAGGAUAAAGGGAAAGGAAAAGGGAAAGUCAAAGAAAAGGCAGUUGCUCCCUCGACCAACAUGUCGCAACGCGGACGAAGUCAGCGAGGGCCUAAUCGCAACAGCGGCCUGACGGAGGAACAGGCCUUGUGGCAGAACAUACAAGAAGGAGUCCGCACCGUUGUCGAUGAGUGCAACGCGAACAAUGACAAUCUGCGCUCCCUCGUCGCGCAGGACGAGUACAUGGCCAAGAACAAGGACACCAUGGACGCCGAGGAAGAGGAGAAGAAGUACGAGACCCAGAUCAGGGGGGGCCUCAAGGCCAACGAGACACUCCUGGACAGUCUAAAGCAGACGAUUGAGCGGGUGCAAAUAUUGUCUGCGCUGCAAAAGGCCAAGGAGCAAAAGGAGGCCGAGUCGAGAGGCACGCUCGGCAGCUCGCGCUCAGGCAGCGCCCUGCUCUCGGGCUCUGGUGGGAGGAGCGCGAGCAGGGCGGGUACGCGCGAGCGUGGCGAGAAGGGCGAAAAGGAAAAGGACAAGGACCCCUCAUCGCUGUACGACUUCGACGGCGCGGGCGACUCGCCUGUGCCGUCCCCCAUCGGCGGACACACUCGCAAGCUCGGCGGGAGCGGCGGCGGCGGCGGCGGCGGUCCGUCGAGCGACCGGUCAGGGAACCGGGACAGCGUGCCCCCCCGCGGCGGGGAUCGCGACACGCCGGCCAAGGCGGACAGCGUCGAGCCCCAGGUGCCCGGUAGCGCGGCGCAGCGCUCGCGCAUGAACUUUGUCAAGGGCCAGGAUGUGGCGUUCAAGGCCAAACCGGCCAACGCGGACAACUACGACUGGUUCCUGGGCAAGGUGCAGCAAGUGCUGGGCGAGGGCAAGUCCCGACGGUACAAGGUCAAGGACGAGGACCCGGACAUACCGACGGAGCAGAGGCAGGAGUACCGGACGAGUGCGAGUAGCAUGAUUCCCAUCCCACCGGUGGGCCAGGAACUGACGGACCUCGACAAGGGCAAAACGGUGCUGGCUCUGUACCCGGACAGCACGACGUUCUACAAGGCGGAGGUCAUGGGUACGGAUAAGGACACGGGCAAGGUCAGUCUGCGGUUUGAAGGGGAAGAGACGACGGGAACGCUGCAGCUGGUGGAGAGGAGGUUUGUCCUCGAGUACAGGAGCUAG